GCCCCACAAAAUCCCCCCUUUUCAUUACACUUACUACAAACACAUACAUGUGUAUAAUAGGUCAAAUUUACAUGAUUCCUAUCAAAAAAAAUUUUAAAAAAUAUCAAACGUUUUUAGAAUAAAGGUACAAUCUUUUUAAGUAUGUGAACAAUGCUAACUCGGCAUUUGAGGAUUUUCCUGCACACACAUAUGGGUACUUAUAAACCCUUUGGCACAGAAGAUUCAAGACACCAGAUGUUCCGACCAGUGUAACCAGAAAUGCUCCUGAGUUCUGCAAUGUCUACAUAGUGGCCAAGGGUAAACUUGCUUCCUCAAGGACCGCCAGUAUCGCUACCCCCACGGUGUCUUCCCGUAGCACAACAAGUUCUGGUUUCUCCGAUCCUCGCCUCAUGCAUAGUAAUGAGAGCCUAGGGAAUGCUUCAGAGAGAUCAUCACCAUUUUCGCAUAGAAGCACAGAGGAUAAUGAUUUCAUCAAAUCUCCAUUCUCUAGAGGCCAGUACUCAAACAGAUCAUACGGGGAACUUUCUAUACCAGACUCUUCUGACAUAUCAUUCGUUAGUUCGGGUAGGCCUAGCACAGAGCGCAUGUUUCCAAUGCUCUCUGACAGUCAAGAAUCCAGUAUCCUCCAUCGCCUUUCCAAUGGCUCUGACACAGACAACAGGUUGAGUUUUGGGUCAGCACUUUCUGGACCCAGGCUAUCUGACAUGAACUAUAACCCUUCAAACAUCUUAUCAUCACUCUCUCAAGAAAGUGGAGGAUCUUGGUCUUCAUCAUCCCAGACCGUGGAUGAUGUAGAGGCCGAAAUGAGAAGGCUAAAGCAGGAACUCAAGCAAACAAUGGACAUGUAUAGCACAGCCUGCAAGGAAGCACUCUCAGCAAAACAGAAGGCUCUAGAACUCCAUCGUUGGAAAAUGGAAGAGCAGCAGAAGCUAGAAGAGGCUCGGCUGUCGGAGGAAACAGCAUUGGCCAUGGCAGAGAAAGAGAAAGCCAAGUGCAGGGCCGCACUAGAAGCAGCCGAGGCAGCUCAGAGACUCGCUGAAUUAGAAGCACAAAAGAGGAUAAGUGCUGAGAUGAAAGCUCUCCGGGAAGCGGAUGAGAAGAAGAAGGUCUUAGACAAAAUCGCCCACAACGAAUGCCGUUAUCGCAAGUAUUCAAUCGAGGACAUCGAAUCCGCAACUGAAAAUUUCUCCGCCUCCCGAAAAAUUGGGGAAGGCGGUUACGGACCUGUAUACAGAGCUCACCUCGAUCACACUGAGGUCGCAAUUAAGGUCCUACGACCAGACGCCGCCCAGGGGAGGUCUCAAUUCCAGCAAGAGGUUGAAGUUUUGAGCUGUAUUAGACAUCCGAACAUGGUUCUCCUUCUCGGAGCUUGCCCGGAGUACGGUUGCUUGGUGUAUGAGUACAUGGCGAAUGGGAGCUUAGAGGACCGUCUCUUCUCCCGCGGCAGUACUCCUGUUCUUCCUUGGCAGGUCAGGUUCCGGAUAGCGGCGGAGAUCGGCACCGGGCUUCUCUUCCUCCACCAAACGAAGCCGGAGCCACUGGUCCACCGUGACCUGAAACCGGCCAACAUUUUACUCGACCGGAACUACGUCAGCAAAAUCAGUGAUGUAGGUUUAGCCAGGCUAGUGCCUCCCAAUGUGGCUGACAGCGUGACACAGUAUCGGAUGACAUCGGCGGCCGGAACGUUCUGCUACAUAGAUCCAGAGUAUCAACAGACGGGGAUGCUGGGGAUAAAAUCCGACGUCUACUCACUGGGAAUCAUGCUGCUUCAGAUAAUCACAGCAAAACCUCCGAUGGGGUUAACUCAUAACGUGGAAAGGGCGAUCGAGAAAGGAACAUUUGCUGAGAUGCUUGAUCCGGCGGUGCCUGACUGGCCGAUUGAGGAGACGAUGAGGUUUGCGAAGUUGGCUCUCAAGUGCGCGGAGCUCAGGCGCAAAGACCGGCCAGAUCUCGGCACCGACGUAUUGCCGGAGCUUAACAGGCUAAGAGCAUUGUCGGAGGAAACGAUGCCGUCCAUACCGUAUUGCCCUUCAAAUCCUCAAAAUCGGUCCGGCUUUCAGAGAAGAUAGUUGAUCCAUUGUUAACCAAGGAAUGCAACUUUUGAAAGUGUACAAAUCCCUAUACAAACCAGGGUUGGAACUCUAACAAAUCAAAAUUCUACAAUCUUGAACUGAACUCUAUGUCAUGUGACCAAAGUUUUUUCAUUUUUCCUCUUUUUCUUUGUUUUCCCCUUUUUCUUUGUCAUAAAGUUGUAUACCAAUUUUACCAUAAAAAGAAAGUUGUAUACCAAUUUUAUUUUAAACUUUAAUACCAGAGCUUUGGUGAAUUU
Molecule: messenger RNA, 2329 nt
Organism: Cuscuta europaea
Lineage: Eukaryota; Viridiplantae; Streptophyta; Magnoliopsida; Solanales; Convolvulaceae
Source: the annotation of a GenBank genome assembly